AUGGCUAAGAACCUAUCCAUGACAUCUCGUACCGGUAACGGUAAUCAACGUUACGGCUCAAAGGGCGAGAGACUGGUUGCCGGAAUUGUCCCUCUCUCCCCAGACAAGACUCAAGUCCUUCUCAUACAAUCCACGCAUCGGAACAGCUGGGUACUUCCCAAAGGUGGCUGGGAGCUAGACGAGGCUACCGCAUCCGCAGCUGCUCAGAGGGAGGCCUGGGAAGAAGCCGGAAUCAUAUGUAGGGUCGAGAAAGACCUAGGACAUAUCCCCGACACGAGACCAACGAAUGCCGUCAGCAAAAAUGCUCCAAAAGCAAGCUAUCACUUUUUCGAGGCGGUUGUCACCGAAGAAAAGUCAAAUUGGCCCGAAAAACACAAGAGAUCUCGGCAAUGGUAUGCCUAUGCUCAAGCUGUACAGCUUUUGCAGACGCGCCCGGAAUUGCUGGAAGCCCUGCGACGCAGCUCGAUGAAAAAGUAA
Messenger RNA from Exophiala spinifera, 477 nucleotides. RefSeq lists its product as uncharacterized. Gene Ontology annotation, molecular function: diphosphoinositol-polyphosphate diphosphatase activity; bis(5'-adenosyl)-hexaphosphatase activity; bis(5'-adenosyl)-pentaphosphatase activity. Bases 1 to 477 code for a protein of 158 amino acids. The transcript has 2 exons. Gene Ontology annotation, biological process: diphosphoinositol polyphosphate metabolic process; diadenosine hexaphosphate catabolic process; adenosine 5'-(hexahydrogen pentaphosphate) catabolic process. Lineage: Eukaryota; Fungi; Ascomycota; Eurotiomycetes; Chaetothyriales; Herpotrichiellaceae. The record is from RefSeq and is a predicted model, not a curated record. Gene Ontology annotation, cellular component: nucleus; cytoplasm.